AUGCCGCGCGACACCGCGGAGAAGAAAGGCUUCAAAGCCGCCAUGGGCACGUCGGCGCUGAAGGCGCAGCAGGAGUCUGUGAAGCGAAGCAAGCGCAGCAAGUUCACGCCGGCUUCGCAGCACUCCAAGGGCAACCCAAUCCAUCGUGAGCUGAAGUACCACGAACGGAAGUUGCUCAAAAAGCACGACUUUAUGCAGUACCCGCAAGACAACUGGCACGAGCCGUUCUGCAUCGCCAAGUACCACCUCGAGGACCGCGAGGACUACCGCCGCUACAUGCGUCUCGUCGGCUUAAUUCGCCAGCUGCAGACACAACUUCGCUACCUGCCGGCGGACAGCAAGAUUCGCAUUCAAAUUACGCAGCAGCUGAUGGAGAAGAUGUACAACAUGGGACUUAUUCAGGAGAAGCUGGGCCUUUCGGAGGUGGACAAGGUGGGUGUGGAAGCGUUCUGCAAGCGCCGCCUGCCCACCAUUCUCCGUGACUUGAAGAUGGCCGGCAACUGCAAGUUAGGGGCGGACAUCGUCCAUCACGGGCACGUCCGCGUUGGCACCACGCAGAUCCGCGAUCCCGCUUUCUUGGUGCCGCGGGGGCUGGUGGAUUUCGUUACGUGGAUGCCUGGUAGCAAGAUUCGCCAGCAUGUUGACACGUUCAACGCGAAGCGCGAUGAUUAUGAUUAUUAG
Messenger RNA from Leptomonas pyrrhocoris, 681 nucleotides. RefSeq lists its product as hypothetical. Gene Ontology annotation, biological process: rRNA processing. The record is from RefSeq and is a predicted model, not a curated record. Gene Ontology annotation, cellular component: small-subunit processome; small ribosomal subunit; Mpp10 complex. The transcript has a single exon. Lineage: Eukaryota; Euglenozoa; Kinetoplastea; Trypanosomatida; Trypanosomatidae. Gene Ontology annotation, molecular function: snoRNA binding; rRNA binding; structural constituent of ribosome. The coding region runs from base 1 to 681 and encodes 226 amino acids.